Molecule: messenger RNA, 1053 nt
Organism: Ichthyophthirius multifiliis
Lineage: Eukaryota; Ciliophora; Oligohymenophorea; Hymenostomatida
Exons: 1
Source: RefSeq, a predicted model, not a curated record
AUGUUCAAUUAUUUGUUAAGUUAUAUAAAAUACCCUCAAAACCCCCCUUAAUACGAGCAAAAAAUAUUUUCUUACCAAAAUGCCUUUUCCGAUUUCGUAAUAGUAGACGAAGAAGAUUUCAUUUAAUUACCUAAAAUUCUCUCAAAAUCCGAUUGGGAGUAAAUAAUAAAAGAUGAUUCAUUAAAAAAUUUCAAAGAGGAUGACAUAUAUUAUUCUUUAUUAAAAGGAAUUCCAUUCGUUAUCCGAAAAGACGUUUGGUUAGUGUUAUGUGAAAUAAAUAAAUUAAAAUAAAAGCAUGCACAAUUUAAUUAUAAAAAAGAAUGUGAAAAAGAGUCCAUAUACGACAAAUAAAUUUUAAAAGAUGUUCCUCGAACAUAUAGUGAUUUCUAGUAUUUUUUUAACGAAAAAAACGAAGGAUAAACUAGGCUUUAUCGAAUUUUAAAAGCCUAUGCGUUUUUCGAUCCUGAAGUUGGUUAUGUUUAAGGAAUGAAUUUUAUUGUGGCAAGCCUUUUAAUACAUAUGAACCCUGAAAAUGAAAAGGAAAUUAAAGAUGUGUAUAUUAUUAAUAGCUCUUAUGAGGAAAAUAUUUUCUGGAUGUUAGUUUCUAUAAUGUAGAAUAAAAAUUUAAGAAUUUUAUUUGUUAAAAAUAUGGAAGGGAUUUACGGUUAUAUAGAAAAUUUGGAAAAUAUAUUAAAAUGUAAAGUUAAGGAGGUCUAUGAGCAUAUAAAGGAAAUAGGUUUAGAUGUUUUUACAUGCUUUAAUUAAUAUUAUUUUACAAUUUUAAUGUAUAAUGCACCGAAAACGUUUUAAAAAAGAGUUUUAGAUUUAUUUUUGUUUAAAGGAAAAAUUAUAUUAGAAUAAAUUAUAGUUAAAAUGCUAAAAAUUUGUGAAGAAUAAAUAUUGUAAAUAUAGGAAAUGGAAGAAUUAAAUAACUUUUUUAAAAAAGGCAUAAUGGAGUAUUGUGAAAAAGAAUUUAAAAAAUAAAAAAAGUUAAAUAUAAAUUAAAUUUAAGAUCUCCUUUUAUAUAAUAGUUAAACAUAUUAAUAUUUUUGA